GCUUCACCAGGUUCUCCCGGCUCGCUGGCGUCCCCCGUGUCGUGUCUGCUCCCCUGCAGGGCGCGAUGGGGUUCGUCCUCUCCAAGGCCAUGAACGACAGCCUGAAAGGUCAGCAGGAGUUUAUGCGGCUCCAGCUGGAAAGGCAACUAGUACUGCAGAACCUAAUGAGAGAGAGACAAACAGCCAUGCAGAUUGCUUGGACACGAGAAUUUCUCAAAUACUUUGGGACAUUUUUUGGACUUGCUGCUGUUGUUUUAACAACUGGAGCAAUAAAAAGGAAGAACCCAGCAGUUUUACUGCCAAUACUUCCCUUAAGCUUUGUAUUUUCUUAUCAUUAUGAUGUGGGCUAUGGGACACUGUUGCAAAGGAUCAAAGGUGAAGCAGAGAACAUACUUGAUACACAGAGCACUUUGCUAGAAUUGCCAAAAGGACCUCUCACAUUUGAAGAUUUGGAGAAGAUCAGAAUAUCUCAGAACAAUUUAUUCAGAGAAAAAUAGGAAGAUGGUAUUAAAGCUACAUAUCUGAAAUGUGAUUAUAAUACUGCAUUUCAACAUAAAUAAAUCAUUAAAAAUUUGAUAAGAUUAUGAGCUCUUAUAAAAUAAAAAAUUAAUUAUUUUUUUUAAUAGUACUUUCAAAAGCAAUUUGUUUCAUAUUAUAUGUAUGUCUUAAAAAUAUUCCUUGUUCUGUAGUAUAUUUUCCUUGGUUAUAAUGAAAUACUGAGUUUGCAUUGUCUAUUCAGAGUCUGAAAAUAACUUUCACCUGCAAUAAAGAUGUCUGGUACUGACCUAACACAGUAUGGUAAUUGGCAGUUAUAAGUUUGUAUAAAUAUAUAUAAAUUAUAUAAAUAAAUAGAUACCAAUUUCAGAUGUAUAUCAGGAUACACAGCUCAACUUGAAGUCAGGAGCAGGCAGUCAGUUUUUUUGAGAAGUAAGACACUUUGUUUGCUGUUCUUUAGGCAGUGAAGUCACCAUCUCUGCUCCAAAUUCUGAUGGAAUAAAUAGCUUUUACCAGAAGUAGGUUCAGAAGUAAACACAUAACUUGCUAACUGUGUUUUACUCUUAUGGAAAACUGUGUUAAAGUAUGAGCAGAGAUAGUUUCUGAAAAAGAGGAGACAAAUUAUGUAGCUAUUUCCUGAGUCUUUUUCAUGCUUGUCCAACAUUCUGAAACUCAGGAUAAUUUGGUUUUUGAUAAUUGAAAUCAGAGUUUCACUACUAAGAUGAAUAUUAACUUUGGCUAACAGCAAGCAAAAUUAUUAAUGCAUGUUUUUAUAAUGAGUAGAUCCAAGUGGCCUUGUAAGUACUGAAAAACUGUGGGAUUUUUUCCAUGCCUUUACUCUAGCAUGGUAGAUACUGAUAGUUUUAGUGUACUUUAAUGUUCUGAUGCCACACUUGGAAAAAAAUUAAUCUUUCUGUAUUGGAAAUCUUGUUUAGAAACAGAUUAUUUUGUGUUCUGGAUGGAAAUUAUUCUAGCAUUAAUCUAAUUGUGGAAUGAAAAACAAAUGCUCAAAAAGCAUCCAAAAAUGAAUUAAGCUGAAGUCUGUACUGACAAUUUGUUGACUUAAAAAUUAAAUUCCAGCUGGAGAUAAUGCCCCAAACAUGAUUUUGAAGACAACUUAACUAAACUUAGAAUAUUGUUACAGUAAGACAGGCAAAUAUAUAAUGAAACAAAAGCUUCUGAAUAUAGAAGAAAUUAAUAGCACAGUUUCCACGGUUUGACUUCUGAAAGUACACUCACUUCUGUAUUCUGCACUCAGUCACUUCUGUAAUUGGUUCUGUCUUCUGCAGGUUGACAAUGCAUACUGUCUGUAACUGAUUUCAAAUGGGAUGUGUUUUAAUAGUCAGUGUAAUAAAAUGAACACAAGUA
Molecule: messenger RNA, 1863 nt
Organism: Pseudopodoces humilis (Tibetan ground-tit)
Lineage: Eukaryota; Metazoa; Chordata; Aves; Passeriformes; Paridae
Gene: PLGRKT
Product: plasminogen receptor with a C-terminal lysine
Biological process (GO): positive regulation of plasminogen activation
Cellular component (GO): plasma membrane
Source: RefSeq, a predicted model, not a curated record